Molecule: messenger RNA, 1840 nt
Organism: Uranotaenia lowii
Lineage: Eukaryota; Metazoa; Arthropoda; Insecta; Diptera; Culicidae
Exons: 3
Coding region: 143-1720 (525 amino acids)
Molecular function (GO): protein binding
Source: RefSeq, a predicted model, not a curated record
AAAAUCAUUAAAAAAAACAUGCAUAUAGGUCACCGUAAUUUUCCGAUAAAAUCAAACAAACUCAUCAAUGUGAACCAAACCCCACCAAAUUGUUAACAGUCGUCUAGGGAUCCUAUAUAUUUGUAAGCAGUUUUUCGAGGUGAUGGCCUUCCAGAAGAAUAUCUGGCAAUCGGCUGCUAGCGGCGAUCGACAAAAUUUGCAGCAAUGCUUGAAUAAAAAAUCCGCUCGAAAAUCCGGCCUCGCUAAGGUGAGCUCCCUGAGAGACAACCACAAUUGGACCGUGUUGCACCAUGCCGUUGCAAGCGGAAAUCCGGAUUGUGUAGAGCUGUUGCUGACCAAAUCGGACGUCGACGUGCAGGCUCGAUGCUACGAAGGACGAACAGCCCUUAUGUUGGGGUGCAUGCGGGAUGUUCCGUUGAAAAUAAUUGACAUGCUGAUUGGAAAGUGCGGAAUACUGGUUAACGUUUCGAGUAUGGAAUUUGUUUCGCCGUUGCACGUUGCGGUGGAAAGAAAAAAUUUGCCGCUGGUAGAACUUUUGGUGGCAUCCGGUGCCAAUGUUAAUGCCCAGGAUUAUGCCAAAGAAACGCCUCUGCACUCUGCCCUUGAAGCGGGCGAUUUAGGUAUUCUCAUCCAUUUACUGUACGUUGGCAAGGCAGAUGUGACCGUGGUGACAGAAUACGGAAUAACUCCUUUGGAGAUUUUGUCAGCUAGGGCUAACUACGAACAAAAACUGAAAGUAGCCUGUUUCAAAAUGUUGUUCAACUUCGUACAUCCCCUAAACGCACAUAAAAUGAAAUAUCCGAUCGAGGACAUAUUUGAAUGUGCAGUUUUGAGUUAUCGAAAUGUAUCCUUGGUUCCGCACUUUGUGGAAACUGCUUUGCUAUGGGAAAACAAUCUCGACAAACGAAGGCUUGCACUGGAACUGCUCGAAGGACCAAGAGAUCAGUAUCAAACGAGUCGAAUCAGCAACACCGUUAAUCAUAAUUUGUUUCAACUGUUGGCACUUUUGUUGGUCGAUAGCCAGGGCAUACAAAGGUUGGAGCAACAAUAUACUGAACUGAGUCUUUGUGAUUCAUUUUGUGAACUGAUACAGAAUGAAAUGGCUGCAUUCACAGUGGCUGCAAUACGGGAAAAUGACGAUGGACGAAUGUACCGUAUGAUUUUGGAAUAUCUGGAAUAUUUCAAAGCUUCCAACUAUUUUGUUUCAAGUCAGAUAGAACCAACACUUAACAUAGUCAAAAGUGCACUUAUAAAUUAUGAAAUUGAACAUGAAGAUCUGUUAUCACAAGAGGAAUUAAGUCGAUACCAAACUAUCGUGGACAGAUUCGUUGCGAUCAGCAAUACGGAUGCAAACAGCAUCCUUCUUUCCAUGACCCAUGAAACGAAAGGAACAGAAGAAGCGCUCAUCAAGUAUUUUCAACCUGUUGUUCGUUACUGUACUAAUCUAUUUAUGGAACGCAGGGUACAUGGGCCCCCGAGGUAUCCGAUGUACUGGAGCCUGCUACAGAGAUACGGGUCUUUCGAACUUGUUAGCGAUUAUUACGAGAAUGGGAUAAGUUUGGAGAAUUUCUCGCUACGGCGAUUGGCCCGUGACUCGGUAAGGAAACAGGUGCUAAGCACUGUCGAAGAUAGCGGUGGAAGAGCAGAUCUCAUGUUUGUGGAGCGAAUAAAGGCACUUGGAAUUCCCAAGGCACUUAUCCAAUAUCUUCUUUAUCAAUGAGACUUUCUAAGUUGAAAUAUAGUGUUAUGAGAACAGAUGUUUCCAUGAAGAUGUACAUAGAUAGGUAUGAACGGUAUAUUUUUUCGUUGAGUUGUAGAAUAAAGUGCAAACAUGUAUGUA